Molecule: messenger RNA, 2155 nt
Organism: Polistes dominula (European paper wasp)
Lineage: Eukaryota; Metazoa; Arthropoda; Insecta; Hymenoptera; Vespidae
Biological process (GO): cilium assembly; protein dephosphorylation
Molecular function (GO): protein tyrosine phosphatase activity
Source: RefSeq, a predicted model, not a curated record
AAGAGGAAAGAAAUAAUAUAAUUUAUUAUUAUUAUUUUUUUUUUUUUUUGUAAUUUAUUUAUAACUCGCGUGAACGCGUGGUGUGGUUUUUAUGCGAUGGACGAAGAUUACAUCGACGAAUUUUCAUACAAUGGACGUAAGUUCAUUAAUACCAGCUGGAUUACAAACUGGACAGCAUAAUUUACCGGAAACACCAUUACCCGGUUAUAAUAAAUUUUCGGAAAAUUUACGAAAAUUUACACCACAGGCAAUACAGUGUGCAAUUUUUUGCGGUGGAUCCAGAUGCAAGUAUGAAAAUCCAAAAGCAUGGCCACCGGUUCAUAUGGCGAUACAAAACAUCUUUUCGCACUGGGUGACAGACGACGUUUUAGCCAUGGCACGGCCAAGUACUAACCAAAUAAUCGAAAAAAACAUAAUUGGCCAAUUUCAAAGGUGGAGUAUAAAGACCAUAAUAAACUUACAAACGCCAGGUGAACAUGCAAGUUGUGGGGGAUCUCUUGAAAAGAGUGGCUUCACUUACGAUCCUAAUAUCUUUAUGAAAAACAACAUUUAUUAUUACAAUUUUGCACUAAAGGAUUAUGGAGAAGCAACGAUGGGAAAACUUUUGGACAUGGUCAAGGUCGUAGCCUUUGCCGUGCAAGAAGGAAGAGUGGCAAUUCACUGUCAUGCUGGCUUAGGUAGAACAGGUGUUUUGAUCGCAUGUUAUUUAAUUUAUAAUCUACGAGUUAGAGCAAACGAUGCCAUAAGAUUUGUUCGUAUAAAACGACCAUGUGCUAUUCAAACACGAGGACAAAUCAUUUGUGUUCAAGAAUUUGAACAUUUUGUAUUACCACAAAUGAUAGUUUAUCCAUUGAACAGUACGAUUGGUGAUAAAAAACCAUGUAGCCUUCAAUCGUAUCUAAAACGACAGAAUAAUGUUUUACAUGGUUACGAACAACGUACAUUUAAACAUAUACCUAAGAUUGUUUUUAUUAUCUGUGAACGUAUUCUACAGUUGUGCGAUUGUCAAGAAGAUAAUUCACCAUGUGAAAUUGAAUAUAAAGUUUCGAGUACACCAUUUACAAGAAAAUUUAUUUCACACGUAUUAGAAAAAUUGCGAGAUAAUGGUGGAGGAAAUAUCAGGCAUUCUUAUUCGUGGACAGAAUCCCUUGCUGAUUCAUCACUCGAUUAUUCAACUUCAACAAAAGCAAGAGCAGGUAGCAGUGAAGGAUCAUCACGUGACACUGCAGAUGAUAUUGGAAGAUUGAGCGACGUGUUUUGUACCUCACCUGACACACCGUCUUGUGAUUCAGCUUAUACUGGUUUGGACGAUAGUUGCGUCGACGAUGUUUUGGCUGAUGGAAUUCAUGGACAGGAUCUUAUUGAUAACAAUUGUUACAAAGAAAUACAAUCACAAAUCGAUUUAAAGGUUGCAGCUAGCAAAGAAAUCUUUCGAAAGAUUAAUAUUGAUGAAGUUGUUAAAGCUUUGAUCAAAGAUUCGUCUAAUUUGUCAGAUAAAACAACAAAAUGUUUAUUACAAUAUCAGGUGGAUUUAAACAAUCGAUGUACAGCAUGGCAACGUUUAGAACUCGAAACAGAUCUCGAUGUUCUUUUUGGUUUACUUUUUGAAUGGUUGGAAACAUUGAAAAAUCCAAUUUUAGAUUUGGAUAGUUUAAGUUACAUCGUAGUUUGGAGUUCAAAACCGGAAAGGUGUUUUGAAAAGAUAACCAGUUCGAGCAGAUAUCUUUUGGAAUAUAUUUUAAGAUUCGUUUCUCGGUUAAGACCAUUGACAGGAGAAAGUCAAAGUCUCGUGACGAGAAGAUUCGUUGCUGCCAUGACCCAGCAAACUGUUUGGAUAAAAGAUUCUUUUCGGCCUUUGAAUAAAAAUUUUCCCAAGUUACGACGUGGCACUGCUGGUAAGAUAAAUGAAUUUUUAAUACGUGCGAUGAACUUGAUAGAAGAAAUGAAUACCCAAGAAAUGAGUAGACCAUCGUGGAUCUCCAAAUGGGAAUUAGUAUCGAGACAAUUAAAUAAAUUGGAUGAGGGUGGUGAAUAAGAGAAAUGAGAAAGGAAAGUUGAAAAUUAUUUUAUAUUCGAAUAACGUUAUAACAGAAGAAAUACUUGUCGAUGAUUAUUUUCUUAAUGUAAUUUAUUAAUCCUUACAUUUAAGACAAAG